This is a messenger RNA of Closterium sp. NIES-65, 879 nucleotides long. The record is from the annotation of a GenBank genome assembly. Lineage: Eukaryota; Viridiplantae; Streptophyta; Zygnematophyceae; Desmidiales; Closteriaceae.
AUGUCACGAUAUCUACUAUUCGUCGCCCAUGCUUCCCACCGUCCCGCGCUUCUCUUCGUCGCAUGCGCGUGGGUCUCCUCGUCGUCCGCAAGUGCUUUUCCACGUCGCGACAAGGCAGCUUCUCCUCGUCGCCCGCGCGCGCACAUCUUCGUCGCCCCCGCCUCUAUAUUUCGCUAUCGCUUCUUCUCGUCGUCCCCGCCUCUUUACCCUUUCCCUAAUAACGACUUUCCCUUUUGCCCUCUCCAUUGGGCCGUCUCACCCUCAAUUUCUCCCUCUUCCUUUUGGACUCUCUGCACUCCUUCCUUCCCACAGGAACCUCUCUCUCCUUCCUUCCAGAGGACAGAGGUUGAAGGACAAGGGGGAGAGGGGGAAGGACAGAGGGGGAGAGACACAGGGGGGGAGGCACAAGGUGCCACUUCCCCCCCCUCCUCGAUGCUUCCCCCCUCCCUCUUCCCUGCUUUCCCCCUCCCUCUUCCCUGCUUCCACCCUCCCUCCAACUAUGCUUUCCUCCUCCCUCCUCCCUGCUUCCCCCAUCCCUCCUCCCUGCUUGCCCCAUCCCUCCUCCCUGCUUGCCCCCUCCCUCCUCCCCGCAUGCCCCCACCCUCCGCCCUGCUUGAGAAGUUACCCUCCGCCCUGCUUGGAAAUUUACCCUCCGCCCUGCUUGAAAAUUUACCCUCCACCCUGCUUGCCCCCACCCUCAGAGAGGAGCACGACCUAGAAUUAUUGCAGAGGGACUACAGCAAUGUGCGAGGCGUGAGUCUGUUGCACUUCCUAGUGUACCAUCUCUUCCCUCCAUCCUUACCUAUCGGCCUCAUGGGUUUAGCAUCUUACGCCACCAGCGCAAUCAUCAAACGCCCACUUCAAGUAAUCAGAGAGUAG